CCAGUUAAGUUACAUUGACACUUAUAUGAGCUGCUUCUGAAGCCAGAUGCUCAUUUAACAGAGAACAGUCAGACGGCUUCAUCUCUGCUUACAGCAGGAGUCUCUAUAAUAAUGGACAAAAACGCAGAGGUGUUAGUAUGUGGCUCUUCAAUUAUGAAGGAUGUCUGGGAAAUCAGACUGAGGGAGCAUCGACAGAAACGACAGCUGGAAGAGGAGAGGGUACGGAAAAGUGCUCUGGAAAGAAUCAAUCAAGAUUGGCAGAGGCGCAUGUCCUCCAAGAUAAAACCCCCUAAAAGACUGGAGAGAAAAGCAAAGGUUCCUGAAGAAUCAACUCUUGAUGCACACAAGGCUAAAAAGACGCACCUGGGAAGGCCUCAAGGUUUCCAGAGCAGUCGGAUUCAGAGGCAGGUGGACCUGACGAAAACAACCAAAGCCAACAAACUGGCCCUGUUACGUCACCUCAAUGAAAGCUACCCGGGAUUGAUGGUGUGGUCGAAGUCUUGGAAGUUCUUCGAUUUUUCUCGAAGAAAAUCCCUGUGCAUUCGACUGGGGACAGCCAUGGAAGUUUCUCAAUCUUCAGCCAGGCACUGA
Molecule: messenger RNA, 591 nt
Organism: Rhinichthys klamathensis goyatoka
Lineage: Eukaryota; Metazoa; Chordata; Actinopteri; Cypriniformes; Leuciscidae
Exons: 3
Coding region: 112-591 (159 amino acids)
Source: RefSeq, a predicted model, not a curated record